Messenger RNA from Molossus molossus (Pallas's mastiff bat), 1212 nucleotides. RefSeq names its product transmembrane protein 97 (gene TMEM97). The transcript has 3 exons. The coding region runs from base 66 to 599 and encodes 177 amino acids. The record is from RefSeq and is a predicted model, not a curated record. NCBI's taxonomy places the organism in Eukaryota, Metazoa, Chordata, Mammalia, Chiroptera, Molossidae. Gene Ontology annotation, cellular component: endoplasmic reticulum.
UACUCUUCCCACGUCGGCGUCCUGGCGAGCGCAGCUUUGACUCCUACCCCUCCCAACUCGUACAGAUGAUGGGGACCCUGGGCGCCCGGCGCGGCUUGGAAUGGAUACUGGGGCUCUACUUCCUCUCCCACAUCCCCAUCACCCUGCUCUUGGACCUGCAGGCAGUGCUGCCGGGCGAACUGUACCCCAUCGAGUUGAGAAACUUGCUGAAAUGGUAUGCUAAAGAGUUCAAAGACCCUCUGCUACAGGACCCCCCGAUGUGGUUUAAAUCCUUCCUGCUUUGCGAGCUUGUGUUUCAGCUGCCUUUCUUUCCCAUUGCAACAUAUGCCUUCUUCAAAGGAGGCUGCAAGUGGAUCCGUACCCCUGCCAUCGUCUACUCGGUUCACACCAUGACAACUCUAAUUCCGAUUCUCUCCACCUUUCUACUGGAGGAUUUCUCUAAAGCCAGUGGUUUCAAAGGACAAGGGCCUAAGACUUUACAGGACCGACUAACCCUCAUAUCUCUCUAUUCCCCCUACUUUCUCAUCCCUCUUAUGCUUCUGCUUUUCAUGUUGCGGAGCCCCUACUACAAAUAUGAGGAGAAACGAAAGAAAAAAUGAGAGCAAGGACUACUUGCAGAGAGAUGCCCACAGGGCAGCUUCCUAUUGGACUCAGUACAAGGAAAACUGCUCAGAACCCAUGUCUUCAGUAGCAUUUGAAACACCAGCAGCAGGACCACAUAUCAGACUGUCACCUUCUAAGGGCACUGACACAGACCGGUCACCUGAGGAUGGGCCAAGUUCUCCAUGUGCCCAAGUUCCAUUGCAGAAUUGCUAAGAACAGGACCAGACCAGAAACUGGAUAAACUUCUAAUUCUAAGAAACACAUCCUGGUUGGCAGUUUCAUGAGUCAUGUGAUCCACAGUAUAUGUGUGACUAACCCCUCGACUUAUGAUUAUCUGCAGCAAAAUGUGAUUCAACAAAAUGAAUAGUGGGAUAUUUCUGGCCAUUUUUAAGUUUGAAAUUAUGCCUCUUUAAUUCAUUAAAAACUAUCAUUUUCUUGCCCCCACCACUGGCAGGGAGAGGAGAGAGGAAAUAUUCUGCAAGAGGUUUAAACUUAGUUUUCCUUAAGGUUCCGCCCUGGCAUGACUUUCCAUCAGAAAUGGGUUACACUAGAAGCUGUUUUGUUUCUGUCUUAAACAGUUCAACCCAGGAAGAGAGUUUUUUUUUUUUU